GUGUGUUCAGUAUUGGGACGCGGCCCGUCCUCUCAGGUAAACAGAAGUUUGUUCCGUGGUGACAUUAAACGCUUCAAACCGGUGAAAUCUAUCUAACGGUGGAUGUGUGCGGAGCGGGGAUGUGUCCCGGUGCUGUGUCGGUGCUGAGGGCUGAUGUGGGUCAGAUGAAGCAGAUCAAACCGUUAAACUUUGAACUCUUUUCAUGUUCACAUCACACAAAGUUCCUGCUGUGUUAGCGGUUAGCUUCAGUUAGCAUCGCUCCGUUAGCCUGCCGGGGAUUAAAACCCGGGCUAAACUUUUAGUUCGGUUUAGUGUCAGCUCCGUGGGAACCGGGACUAACGUUACCAGGUGUAACGGUAGCGGGUACCUGUUGUUCACCGUUAUUUAAAGUAUGUGUGUUCAUGCGGAACUCAGUUAGUACCAGUUAGCUUUGUGCCGUUAGCCAGCUGCUACUCGUGGAAGCUAACUGAACUGUAACCGGAGCUAACUAGCGCUCAGUGACCGGAGCUAACGGGGUCAAAGUGACCGGAGCUAACGGGGGCAAAGUGACCGGAGCUAACGGGAGCUGUCUGCCCUGAGCUGGACCGACUUCACCGCUGCUGGUUUUAUUCGGUGUUACCGGGUUUCCUCAGGCUGAGUGUUCAACAGGUCACUGACUGAACCAAACUCCAUUCAUAUUGUGGUGAGUUUAACGGACGGAGACACAGACACACACUGUGGAGCAUAGCUCUCUGACAUCAUCAUGCUCUUUACGUGACGACCAAACUGCAGCCCGCGGUGGACCCCUCUGGGACCGUUACUGUCCUCUGAUUGGUCGCCUGUCACCUGCCCGUCAGCAUGCAGCUGACCUAUCAGCAGCUGCCGGCUCAGCUGAGGCGGAGCUCCAGGCUCAAGAAGCUGACGGCCGCUUUACUUGUCGCCUAUGCCAUCAAGAAGCUGUCACCGUACGUCUGGAGGAGGAUACAGGGGAGUGCAGCAGGUAAACAGCUGGGUGGAGCUAACCUACCUGAGGGCGUGGUCAGCAGCUCCUCCUCCAGCUCCGUGGACAAAAAGAAGAAAGACAGCAGGUCUCCAUCAGUGAACAGGGACUUUCUCCUCAGACUGUCUCGUCUGCUGAAGCUGUUGUUUCCACAGUUACUGUGUCCAGAGAUCGGCCUCCUUGCCCUGCACUCACUAACCCUGAUGACCAGGACCUUCCUGUCCAUCUAUGUGGCUUCUCUGGACGGUAUGAUAGUGAGGUGUAUAGUCCAGAAGGAUCCUCAGGCCUUCAUCCUGCAGCUCCUGAAGUGGCUCCUCGUCGCCGUUCCUGCGACCUUCAUCAACAGCGCCAUCAGAUUCCUUGAAGGUCAGCUGAGCCUCAGCUUCAGGAGCCGAUUGGUCGACCACGCCUAUCAACUGUACUUCACCAACCAGACUUAUUACCGUGUCAGUAACAUGGACGGCCGUCUGUCCAACCCUGAUCAGUCUCUCACGGAGGACAUUGUGAUGUUUUCAGCCUCCAUCGCUCACCUCUACUCCAACCUGACCAAACCCAUCCUGGACGUGGUGGUCACCUGCUACACCCUGCUGCGCACUGCCCAGUCCAAAGGAGCAAACACCACGUGGCCCUCCGUCAUCGCCGGCCUGGUGGUGGCAUUCACUGCCAAAGUCCUGCGCUCCUGCUCGCCUCGCUUCGGGAAGCUGGUGGCCGAGGAGGCGAAGAGGAAGGGAGACCUGAGAUACAUGCACUCCCGCAUCAUCACCAACUCCGAGGAGAUCGCCUUUUAUGGGGGACACAAGGUGGAGAUGGCCCAGCUGCAGAGGAGCUACAGGUCCCUGUCCUCUCAGAUCCAUCAGAUUCUGCUGAAGCGUCUCUGGUACGUCAUGCUGGAACAGUUCCUCAUGAAGUACGUAUGGAGCGCAUCCGGUCUAGUGAUGGUGGCUGUGCCCAUCAUCACCGCCACAGGAUAUUCCAAAUAUGACUCCGAGGAGGUGAAGCAGGCAGCCCUGGUGAUGAAGGAGGAGGAUCUGGUCAGUGAGAGGACUCAGGCCUUCACCACCGCCAGAAGCCUCCUGAACGCUGCUGCCGAUGCUGUGGAGAGGAUCAUGAGCUCAUACAAGGAGGUGACGGAGCUGGCAGGCUACACCUCUCGGGUCUCUGAGAUGUUGGACGUGUUUGAAGAUGUGAAUCAGGGAAUAUACCGGCGCUCUGCAGACAGAGAGGAGGCGUCAGGACGAGGAGCAGCAGGAGCAGGAGGAGCAGCAGGAGCUGUGGUCCAGCAUGGUCAGAGAGUGUGUGGUCCUCUGGAGAUCAGAGGUCGGGUGAUCAGUGUGGAGAAGGGGAUUCGCUGUGAGAACCUGCCAAUCAUCACACCGACCGGAGAUGUGGUGGUUUCCAGCCUCAACAUCCAGGUGGACGAGAAGAUGAACGUGUUGAUCACAGGUCCAAACGGCUGCGGGAAGAGUUCUCUGUUCAGGAUCCUCAGCGGACUGUGGCCUGUUUAUGAAGGAGUGCUGUACCGUCCAGACCCACAGCACAUGUUCUACAUCCCUCAGAGGCCCUACAUGUCAGAGGGGACCCUCAGAGACCAGGUGAUCUAUCCGGACUCAGUGGAAGAGAUGGUUCAGAGAGGAGUCACAGAUUCAGAUCUGGAGCAGAUCCUGAAGACCGUCCACCUGCUGUACAUCCUGGACAGAGAGGGAGGCUGGGAGUCUGUCAGUGACUGGAAGGACGUCCUGUCUGGAGGAGAGAAGCAGAGGAUGGGGAUGGCUCGCAUGUUCUACCACCGCCCUCGGUACGCUCUGUUGGACGAGUGUACGAGUGCCGUCAGCAUCGAUGUGGAGGGAAACAUCUUCCAGGCUGCAAAGGACGCUGGGAUAGCUCUGCUGUCCAUCACACACAGACCCUCCCUGUGGAAGUACCACUCUCACCUGCUGCAGUUCGAUGGAGAAGGAGGGUGGAGGUUUGAACCUCUGGAUGCAUCCACCCGUCUGUCUCUGCAGGAGGAGAAACAUCGACUGGAGAGUCAGCUGUCCGGGAUUCCCAAGAUGCAACAGAGACUGGCCGAGCUGUGUGGGCUUCUGGGAGAGAGAGAGGGGGAGGGGGGUGAGGAAGAGGAGGAGAGGGGGAUGAAGAGUGAAGAGGAGGAGGCUGAGGAGUGAACUACAGAUGAAGAGGAGUCACUCUCCUGAGUUUAACUCCGAGUCUCUGUUGGAAGAAAUCUGCUGCUGUUACUGGUUACCAUGGAGAGACACACACACACACACACACACACACACACACACACACACACACACACACAGUGAUUUUAAACUCAGUGGACUCUGCAGUCUGGAUCAUGAAGGGGGUCGGCAGUGAUCCAGAUCAGAACUGGUGUCAUGAAGCUGGUUUAUUGAUCAGCUGGAAAAAAUAAAAGAGACAACAUGUGACAGUAACAGGUGACGUGUCUGACAAAUAAUAGGUGACGCAACAGUGACGGACGACAGGUGACAGUGACAGAUGACAGUGGCAGGUGACAUUGACAACAGACAGAUGACAUGUGACAGUGACAGGUGACAAGUGACAGUUGACAGGUGACAGUAACAUGACAUGUGACAGUUGACAGUGACGUGACGGUGACAGUGACAGAUGACAAGUGACAGAUGACAAGUGACAGUUGACAGGUGACAGUAACAUGACAUGUGACAGUUGACAGUGACGUGACGGUGACAGUGACAGAUGACAAGUGACAGAUGACAAGUGACAGUUGACAGGUGACAGUAACAUGACAUGUGACAGUUGACAGUGACGUGACGGUGACAGUGACAGAUGACAAGUGACAGAUGACAAGUGACAGUUGACAAGUGACAGAUGACAAGUGACAGGUGACAAGUGACAAGUGACGGUGACAGUGACAGAUGACAUGUGACAGUGACAGGUAAAGGGGACAGUGACAGGUACAGGUGACAAAUGACAGGUGAAAGUGACAGGUGACAGUUGAGAGUGACAGCAGACAGAUGACAUGUGACAGGUACAGUUGGCAGAUGAUAGGUGACAAAGCUGAGCUCAGCACCACUAACAUGAGUCCAUUGUUAAAUUUGUCUUCAGUUUGAUCUGAUUUGGUGACUGAAGAUUUAUAAUUAACAGCUGAUUGUCAAAAUAAUUAUUGUUUUUAUAACAGAGUUUAGUUUUUCAUAGAUUUUUAAUAAUAUCAUGGUAUCACGUGUUAAGAUGGCUCCUAUUACUCGCCUGGUGCAUACACCAAAAAAAGUUUCUGAGGGUAUGCAGCUCACUGAACAUGUGCAGUGAUAUUUCUCCUGCUGGCCCCGCCCACAAGUUCCCGCUCGGCUCAUAGACUUUACAUUGUGAUGAUGUCACAGAUUGUUAAAUCACUUCUCAGCUCAUAUAAAACCUCCAUGGAUCAAAACUUUAAAGUAGAAAGAGUCACGUCAGGUUUCCAGCCAUCUGAUUGGUCUGUGUUCUGAUCUGUUACCAUGGUGAUCUGUGAGCCAGCUUCAUGACACCAGAGAGUCUGACCGCAGUGAUGUCAGUGAUGAUGUCAGCAGUAAUGAAAAAGCCUCCGUUUGUUUAGAUAAAAAAUCAAUUUUCUUAUCAAUAUUAGAGUUUCAGGGUCGAUAACUGAUGUUUAUCUAACAAAUGAAAAUUAAUCUAUUUUUAGAUGGACAGGUUUAUUUUACUAAUACAACACAAAUAUUUAGAAUAAAGAUAAAUAUUUAUAUUCAGAUCUUAUUGACGAGCACUUAGUAGAACUGAUCAAUAACUGCCUGAUGGUCACUAAUCAGCCAUCGAUAAUGUGUUCAUGUUGAAACCACUGAGAGUUCUCUGCUGUGAUUGGCCGACAGACGGUCGAAGUGAACGCCUGUGACCAUAGAUACAGAAACACAAACGCCUCAUUGGCCGCUGGAUCGUAUGUCAAAGACGCCGCCAUAUUGGAGAGGUCAAGACUUCCUGUACACAAAUGACAGUAAACAGAAGCUGCUGUUUUACUGAUUUAAAAUCACUGUAAUGUUUAUAUUUCUCAACCGACUGCAAUGAGUUGUUUUUAUAUUAAUGGAUUUAUGAUCUUUGUAUGUAGACAAGAUAAAAGUUUUGUCUCUAGUUCAUUAUAAUGUUGAUAUUUAGUCUAUAAUCACUGCUGGAUGCUCAGCAGAGGAGUGUUAGACUGACAGGAACUGAAUUACUGACGUGCUGGAAAAUAUUUUAUUGUCAUGUAAAACUGUAAAAUCUGACAUCUGUCAAACAUGAAUUUUUCCGUGCUUAAUAUUUGUGGAGACGUCCCUAUAUAAUCUAAUUUUAUGUGAAAGUAGGCAACUCAUCAAAUAGCUAGCAUGCUAGCAAGCUAACGCUGUCCGGUCAUUAGCUCCUUGAUCAUAACAGAAUAUAUUAACUUUCAUCACUGAGGACACUGAAGACAACAUGUUCUCUGUUUAUGUUGUAUAACUGUCCUGUAGACUGGUCUCCCUCUGCGUCCUGCCGUAGCGCCGUUUACUCUCUGUCUUGCAUUACGUGAUUAACCAGGCACAGACUUUCUCUCUUUGGCUCCAUUGACGGGGACGGCACACUGGUGACACCACAGUCACAUCAGAUCUCACAGCAGCCCCUCGUGGUAAUGAGCUCCAUAAAUUGUUUAACCACAGAAAGAAAGAAGUCUUUCAGCCAGCAGUCAGUGAGCAGGAAACACUGCAGAUUUUUUCUGAGACAACAUGCGAGCUACCAAAGUCACAGUGUGGUGAGCCCAAUAAAUGACUUCACAGCACGACAGUAUUGGCACCAAAACACUUGAUACUGAAUGAAGACGUCUUUUUUUAACAUUGUGAUGUGUCAAACAUGGAAAUUUUACAAGGGAUGAACGAUAAUAUCGGCACGUCAUCAAUAUCAGCUGAUAUCAUCUUUUAAGUGAACUCUCAGAAUCAGCCAACAUGCUUUUUCCUAUUUAUCACAAUGAAUGAAUAUCACAGACACUGAACAGUGUUUCAUGUCUCCACCUGCUGGUUGGCUGUCACCAUCACAGUCUGUAUAAUAUGAUGUUAAUCCACUACAGAAGUGACUUGAUGAUGAUCACUGACAUCAGGUGGGGAAAAUAGUGCAUAUAUCAAUAUCAAUAUUGGUUAUCGGUCAGAUGAGUUCAGCAUGUUGGAUAUCUGCAAAAAAUCCAAUAUGGUGCAUCCCUGAAUUUUACAACUCAACAAAAACAGUGUUUUAUACAUUUUCAGAGAGCUGAUCAGAAACCACGAUGACAACAGACUGGCAUUUAUAAACGGGGUGUCCCGCUCAAGUUUGCAGGGAUUGAUCUGUGGGGCGCACCCUGCGGUCUGCAGAGGCCCAGCAGAGGGCGCUCACUGAUAACACCAGUCCCAGUGGAAAACUAUUAAAUAAACAACUAUACAGUAUUGAUAAAAAUAAGAUAACUACUGUCAUAUAAUUACUGAUAAUGAGAACUAUUUGCAAGUGGGAUCAUGAACCCUGCUACACAGGUACGGGAAAAUAAAAGGCUUGAUAACAACAGCACGCUAGCUACGUUAGCUACGGCUCAUCGCUGGCAGCCAGAAACAAACAUCUAUGAUCCAUCGUCCAGUUGAUCAUCUAAAUCAAGAACAUGUUUUCUCUUUAAAUGAGCAGUGGUGAAAGUUACUUUAUUCUGUUGAUCGAGGAGUUAAUGAGAAGCAGGCAGAGUUAGCUAGCUAGCUAGCAUGCUAGUUAUCUACUUCCACAUUAUAUUCUAUAGAGACGUUUCCACAAAUAUUAACCAAGAAAAAUAAUCUAAUCCAUGUGAGAUUUUACAUCCCUCAUCACAAUUGACCUAUAGCUAAGCCAUGCCCCCCUCCACUCACUCGGACAAACUGUCAGCAUUCAGUGCCCGGCGCUAUGGCAGGUGUCACAGUACACGGCAUUUCACAGGAGGCAAUUGAUGAUUUUUGGAGACACAACGAUCAGAUGUCAUUGAGAAGUAACCAAAAGGGCCUAAACUACGCAUUGGAGGGAUAUAUUCAUCAUUUUAUUGUUGAGAAGGUCGAUGAAAAGCUUAAAUUACAAGCCAAAAUUUACAGGUCACAGUGUACGCUUGUGAACCGCAUCUGGUUGCCGUCACCAUCAAAGACAACAAGUUAAAGUGCCACUGAAGUUAAGGUUUUUGGCUCAGAAUAUGAGAAAAGGAUAACGGCCUUUUUACCAUCUUUACCAAGAGUGUCUCUCCGUUAGUUUGGUGCUACAGUAUUUACACUGAAUCAUUCAGCAUAACGUUUGCCAACCUUUGUUAUCUCUGCCAUUACAGAUAAGUUAAUGAAGCUAAGCUCCAGAAGUUAACGUUAGCUUAACUAGAGCCCUUUGGACAACAGCUAACAAUGAUGUACGAUCACCAAAGUACAAAACUAGAACAAAAUAGGCUAAUGAACUCCCAGCAAACAAGGUGACAUGAUGAACAACGCAGCUAGGAGCUAACGUUAGGCUAACUUUAGCUAACGUUAGCUAGAGAUGUUAAAGAUAACUUUAUAUUUCUUUCCAGCAAAGUGACAAUAUGUUGCCUCAAACACAAUGUUGACUUACCUUAGAACAGAUGUAGACAUCAUUGUUAAUCUUAUUCACGUUGAGUUGAUGUUGUGGUCUAACGUUACCACACAACUUUAUCCAAAGGAGACACUUUUCUCGGUUGAGAUGUGGUUUAAAGUGUAAAAAAUACACCUGGUCGCCCAGCCUCUCAGGAUACCUUGUGUCAGAGUUGCAUGUACCCCAUGCACACCGUUUGACCAUUUUUAAACUUCAAAUCUCAGAAAAAGCUGUGAUUGGCUCAUUGCGUUUGAGGGCGGGACUUAGCCAUAGGUCAAUUGCUAUUUUACACCAUGAAAAUAAUUCAGUGAUUCAUUAUAGACUAAAUAUCAAGAUUCUACUGAACUGGAGACCAAACUCUUUUCUGAUACACAUAGAUCAUGGACCCAGGAAUAUAAAAACGAAUUCAUUGCAGUCGACUGAGAAACAUAAACAUUAAAGCUCUUCUGUUUACUGUCAUUUGUUUACAGGAAGUCUUGCUCUCUCCAAUAUGGCGGCGUCGCUGACGUGUCACAGCAAUGGGCUGACACAGUCAAUGUGGCGUCUGCGUGUUAAUGUCUAUGUCUGUGACGAUCACUGAUCAAUGUGCCUGUAUUUGUGAGUCUGUCAGAACACAGGUGACCUACACUCUGUACUGUACCUGAACGCCUCCUGUGUAUCAUUAUUCUAUGUUUCAUAAAGGCUGAUAUUUCAGUCUGUUUCCAUGGUUACGGUGGAGACAGGAAGUGCCAACAGUGACUUUACACAGACUCCGAGGUCGUGAUGAGGUCAUGUGACACUGUAGAUUGUGCCAAUUUUUUGGAAACUAUAAGAUUAUUAACUGUUAAUAUAAUCAAUCAGUUUGUAUUCAGCUGAUCAAUAAAUCAAUCAAUCUGCUGCUGGAGACUUUCAAUAAAACUUUAUUUUAAUGUGUUUGACGACAGAGAUGUUUGUAUUGACUGUGUGAGGAUGAGGAUGAUGAUAAUGUUUUGAACUUUCCUCAGUAGAAAAUGAAAAAUAACGACCGUCGUUUGUCCGGAGCUUUUCACAAUAAAGUUUUAAAGAAGGAUUCACCUGUUUAUAUUAUUGAUUAUUGAUUAUAUUACAGUGUAUUUUCAUGUUUAGAGUUUAAUGAUGAAGAUGUUUAUAUUGACUCUGUGAUGGUCAGAUGAUGAUGAUGAUGUCAGAGGAUGAUGAAGAUGAAAUAUGGUGUUUUAAUGAGUUAAAUCUGCAGUGAUCAAAGUUUGAUUUUAUUUUUUACUAUAAUAAAUCAUAUUAGCUGA
Messenger RNA from Epinephelus moara (kelp grouper), 8784 nucleotides. RefSeq names its product ATP-binding cassette, sub-family D (ALD), member 1 (gene abcd1). Gene Ontology annotation, molecular function: long-chain fatty acid transmembrane transporter activity; ABC-type transporter activity; ATP hydrolysis activity. The coding region runs from base 838 to 3141 and encodes 767 amino acids. The record is from RefSeq and is a predicted model, not a curated record. Gene Ontology annotation, biological process: long-chain fatty acid import into peroxisome; fatty acid beta-oxidation; peroxisome organization. Lineage: Eukaryota; Metazoa; Chordata; Actinopteri; Perciformes; Serranidae. The transcript is spliced from 17 exons. Gene Ontology annotation, cellular component: peroxisomal membrane.